Molecule: messenger RNA, 1512 nt
Organism: Musa acuminata subsp. malaccensis (wild Malaysian banana)
Lineage: Eukaryota; Viridiplantae; Streptophyta; Magnoliopsida; Zingiberales; Musaceae
Source: RefSeq, a predicted model, not a curated record
UAGAAGCUACGACUUGAUGGGGCGAUCGGCCGGCCGGAUGCAAUUCCCGAAAGGCGCCGUUCUGGCAAGCCGCUUUGCCAUAACGAUAACCUCUAGACUGGCCCACCACCACGGCGGAAGGCGGCGUGGCUCCGCCGCUCCGAUCCUGUGGUGGAAGCUCCAAGAUGCGGUCCGAUUGGUGAAGACGCCAGAGCAAGCCGGCGAUCGUGGAAAGAGUCAUCAGGAGAAAGAGUGUGAACCGGAGGGCGCCUUCUCAGCGAGGAAGCUCGCGGCGGCGUUGUGGCAUUUGCAGCAGGUGGCGGGAGUUAAAGGCAGCGGACGACGAGGGAGGGGCGGUCGGCUUGGGUUCAAGCAGCUUGAAUCUUGGGGCAAGUUUCACAAUUUUGCAUUGGAGAGGGCAACAAAAUGGGAUAUUGGGUGCUUAAUAUCUGUGCGUGAGACUUGUCAUAAUCAUGGUCACCAGAAACUUGUCAAUACUCGGCCGAACACUGCUUCUGUCACUUCUUCUCUGUGGGAAGAGCUCGAGCAGGCUCAUCUCUACCUUGAUGAGCUUCAAAAUGAGAGACAGUCAGCCAAGCAAAAGCUGUGUUGCUUCAUGAGGAAGCCUUGGGAGGAAAAGGCUUCAUGGCAGAUCAGUGAGCAAGAGAAAGUUCGGGACAUAAUAGCAGCCAUCAAGGAUGAUCUCAACAGAGAGAGGAGAAGCCGGAAGAGGAUGGAGAUUAUGAACUCCAAGCUGGUGAGUGAGCUUGCUGAGGCCAAGUUAUCGGCAAAGCAGUACUUGCAGAACUAUGAGAAGGAGAGGAAGGAACGUGAGCUUAUCCAGGAGGUGUGCAACAAGCUUGCAAAAGAGAUUAGAGACAACAAAGCUGAAGUAGAAUCUUUGAAGAGGGAAUCAACAAAACUCCGAGAGGAAUUGGAUGAAGAGAGAAACACGUUGCAGAUGGCAGAGGUUUGGCGUGAAGAGAGGGCACAAAUGAAGCUGGUAGAUACAAAACUUAUGCUCGAGGAGAGACACUCGGAGUUGAUUAAGCUUCAAGCUGGUAUAGAUGCUUUUCUCAGAGGACAUGGCAGUACACGUGCAAAUACAUCAGUGCAGAAAGCUGACGUGCUCAGGGAAGCUGGGUUUGGGUAAAAGCUUCUGUAUGAGAUUACAGACUUACUUGGCAGCGGUGUCGGCACCACAUGGAAAACACCAUCACAAUCAUGAUGAUGUCCCAAUCAAAGCCAACUCCCCUUCUUCUCCACGUGAAUCAAAGCAAAUAAUUUGAUUAGAGAGUUGAAAUAAGAUUCCAAAGCAUAGUAAGAAGCCUAUUAGAGGAGACAAGCCUAAGUAAUGCGUGUAAGGAGCUGAGCUAUGUGUCUGGAUGCAGGUGCUUCAGUUCUUUGAACAGAUGGAAGAUUGGAUUAAUCUUGAGCUACUUUUUGUCUCAGAUCUAUGCCUCGUUGCAGUGGAACUACAGCCAUAAUUAUCUAUGGUCAUCUUAGACUACAGUAGCAUACAAGAUUCAUAUA